AGAGAGGACCGAGAGUGAGACUGAGAGUGGGGAGAACGGGUAGAGAGAGAAAGGGGAGAAGAGAGAGAGAGGGGGAGGGAUACAGGAGACAGAAACCUCUCCCAUCCAAGUCACGAAAUCCAUUCAAUCUGAUAAUUCAAUAACAAAACCCUAAUUUUCUCUCUGGGAAUUCUUACUGCUGGUUUAGCGAGGUUUGGGAUUGAGAAACACCAUGGCUGGAGCAGCUUCCGUCAAAGGAAUGGUCUUCACAUCGUCACCAUCGCCAUCAUUGCAUGCUUCUUCACAUAGGCUUCUACAUCCCGUUGUCAAUGCCCUUUCUCUCUCAAAGAAGGGGGUUUCUCUCUCUAGCCAUGUUUUGAAGAGACCCAUCAAGACUAAUUUCUUUAAUGGAGGAGUGGGAGGUCUGGAAUUGGCAACAACACAGUUAGUUAGCUCCAAUGGAGCCAGAUUUGGUGGAGGCGCUCUUGGGGCAAAGAUGAAUUUAUUCGAUCGGCUUGCACGAGUUAUAAAGUCAUAUGCCAAUGCAAUCCUAAGCACUGUAGAAGACCCUGAAAAGAUAUUGGACCAAGCUGUUCUUGAAAUGAACGAUGAUUUGACAAAAAUGCGCCAGGCCACAGCACAGGUUCUAGCCUCUCAAAAACGAUUGAAAAACAAAUAUAAAGCUGCACAACAAUCUUCUGAGGAUUGGUACCGUCGUGCACAACUUGCUCUUUCAAAAGGAGAUGAGGACCUUGCUCGUGAAGCUCUAAAGAGGCGUAAAUCUUAUGCUGAUAAUGCAGCUACUUUGAAGAGUCAACUUGAUCAGCAAAAGAAUGUUGUUGAAAAUCUUGUCUCAAAUACUCGGCUCUUGGAGAGCAAGAUCCAGGAAGCCAGGUCGAAAAAAGACACUCUCAAAGCGCGGGCACAGUCUGCAAAGACUGCAACAAAGGUGAGUGAGAUGUUAGGGAAUGUGAACACAAGCAGUGCUCUUUCAGCAUUUGAGAAGAUGGAGGAAAAGGUGAUGGCCAUGGAAUCCCAAGCUGAAGCCCUUAACCAGUUGACAACUGAUGAUCUCGAAGGGAAGUUUGCAAUGCUGGAGACUUCAUCUGUCGACGAUGAUCUUGCAAACUUGAAAAAGGAAUUGGCAGGGAGCAGCCCAAAAGGGGAGCUCCCGGCCGGUAGAACACCUGUUAGCAGCUCAAGUGUAGCUUUUCCUUUUCGAGACGUGGAGAUUGAGAAGGAGCUCAAUGAGCUUAGGAGAAAGGCAAAGGAGUUCUAGAUUUUUUGAACCAUAUUAACAGUACUUUUUAUUCUUUUUGUCCUUUUUUAGUUUUGUUUUUUUAAUGAUCUGUUAGUUACAUAUUGUACCACCAGUGUACUGGCUGCAUAAUUUAGUCGAAGUGGUCUUUAUAAUCGCAAAAAAAAAAGGCACCUUAAUGAGCGAUGACAAAGGGGGUAAUGCAUGUUGUACAUUAGAUUUAAUUGAUGUAUAAUGCUUUGCUUUUUUGUGAUUGUAAAUUACUGAGAAUUUCAGGUUAUUAGCAUUCUGUGUGCUUGUAUUUUCU
This is a messenger RNA of Amborella trichopoda, 1544 nucleotides long. It is a transcript of the gene PTAC4, whose product is annotated as plastid transcriptionally active 4. NCBI's taxonomy places the organism in Eukaryota, Viridiplantae, Streptophyta, Magnoliopsida, Amborellales, Amborellaceae. The record is from RefSeq and is a predicted model, not a curated record.